Messenger RNA from Larimichthys crocea (large yellow croaker), 2357 nucleotides. RefSeq names its product glucokinase regulatory protein. NCBI's taxonomy places the organism in Eukaryota, Metazoa, Chordata, Actinopteri, Sciaenidae. The transcript is spliced from 21 exons. The record is from RefSeq and is a predicted model, not a curated record. Gene Ontology annotation, biological process: response to fructose; glucose homeostasis; carbohydrate derivative metabolic process. Bases 1 to 2322 code for a protein of 773 amino acids. Gene Ontology annotation, cellular component: cytosol; nucleoplasm. Gene Ontology annotation, molecular function: fructose-6-phosphate binding; carbohydrate binding; enzyme inhibitor activity.
AUGUUUCAAGAAGAGACAGGAGCUAUCUACCAGAGGCUUUUGAGCGAACAAGUGGUGGAGACGUUAAUGGAGGUUGCUCAGAGGGUGGAGCUGAUUCUGAAGGAUCCUCAGGACAGCCUUGUUGUACUGAGUGGCUGUGGGACUUCUGGUCGAAUGGCUUUCCUCAUCACGUCAGUUUUCAACAGAGCACUGAAGGAGCUGAACCAGAGUCCAGUCUAUUCGUACAUCAUUGCAGGAGGAGACAGAGCUCUGCUAUCCUCCCAAGAAGCUCCUGAAGAUGACCCCGAACUGGGCAUGCUCAGUCUGAAGAAGGUCUGUGAGGGAAAGAAGCGGGUCUUGUUCAUUGGUAUUUCCUGCGGAUUAUCUGCUCCAUUCGUGGCAGGUCAGCUGGACUUCUGCCUGCGGCACUCUGACGUCUACACUCCUGUACUGGUUGGCUUCAAUCCCGCACACCAGGCCAGGGAUGAGCCCAUGCCAGGCUCCACACUGACUUUUCGCAGCGUGGUGCAAAGGAUGCAGGCGCUGGCCAAAAGAAGUCAUAAGGCCUUCCUCCUCAACCCAGCAGUCGGACCAGAGGCCAUCAGUGGCUCUUCCAGGAUGAAGGGAGGCAGCGCCACUAAGAUUCUCCUGGAGGUCGUCCUGUCUGCCGCUCACGCUGCCGCCUUCGCAAACACACCCAUCACAUACAAGGGCGUGCUGCAGUGCAUGAAGGCAUACGAGCAAACUCUGGAUAUCACUUACGCUCAGAGCGAGGGGAUGACUGCUCUGUUGGAGGCAGCUGGACAGAGUUUGCGGCGUGGCGGGCGUGUGUGUUACCUGGGUUGGGGCUCCCUCGCUGUGCUGGGCCUCGUCGACGCCAGCGAGUGUGACCCCACGUUUGGAGCAGACUAUGACGAUGUUCGAGGCUUCAUCAGUGGAGGAUACAGAGAGCUGAGCAACAGUGAGGGUCCCCUGAAUUCACUGGGUCCGGAUUUUUGCAUAGCACAUGAGGAUUUCUUGCGUCUAGUCCUGCCCUCCCUCACUGACAAGGACUUUGUUCUUCUUCUCUACACGCACUCUGAUGAUGUCAGCGAAGUGGUGAAGCUGGCGCGCAGAGUGAGAGGGAAGACGUCCAACCUCCACGCUGUUUAUCAUCGGGUCGAUGGAGACACUGCAGCUGCUGCACAACAAGAUGAUGUCAAUGAUCUGUGUUCAUCUUCACUACACAUCACUUGGCCGUCACCUGCUUCAGGGAGCUUGCUGCGCAUGCAGUGGGAGCUGUCCACCAAGCUGCUGCUGAACGCCGUGAGCACCGGCGCUCACGUCUUAAAGGGGAAGAUUUACCACAACCACAUGAUCGACGUGCAGGCCACCAACAGCAAACUGUACUGCAGAGCCACACGUUUACUCCAGAAGCUGUCCGGCUGUCCUCAGUCCCAAUGUGAGGAAGCUCUUCUGAAGGCCAUCUACCAAGUGGACAAGCUGACAGUGGACAUCACAUCGUCUGAUAUCAACACACAUACACGUGCUGCCAGGAACAGGACCAAGAGAGAGGCCGGCGUGCAGAGGCUCAGCUGUCACUUCUCCUGGCCAGAGUUCUGUGAUGAGCGCCGCUGCUUCCAUCAGGAGUUUGUGUACGAUGUUGCCAUGUUCGCCACGGCCUGCGGCUUCCCCUGGCCUGACGUGAUCCGCGCAGCUGUGAUCGCCAAAGGCAUCUUCCCACAGCUGGACGAUCUGAAUGUCCCCAAAAUAUUGUCCUUGCUGAGAGGUGUGCUGUGUGAGUGUUUGCCACACCUCACCUCCGUCCACAGACAUGAGUUCACCCAGUACCUUGCAGACACCUGCAUCACGCAGAGACAGAGGCUUUUCCACGCGGUGGUGGGUGGUGCUGCCAACAUAUCCAUUGCUCAGCUACACUUGGAAGUGCAGUUGCCACCCACACCCUGUCCUCUAGCACAGGGCACAGAUCUGCAUGAGUGGGAGCAUCAACGACAUCAAGCCGAGCUCACCUCCAAGUUGCUUCAGAAGGAGGAGGAGCUGAAGGUGCUCCGAGCCGGCUCAAGAAUUACUCUGGGAGCGGUUGAUGUUCCUGAGGACGAGCAACUGGACAAAGAGGGGGUGUCGGCGUUGGUUUGUGCAGCAGUGAAGGCCACAGAAGACCAGAUGCGGGCGAGUCUGACCAGAGAGGCCUCGCUGAUCAGUGAUCUCCUGCAGCUCAAACUGCAGCAGGCAGCAUUGGCCACCGGGAGGCUCCAAGAUCACAGCUCUUCCAGUGCAGGCUCACAUGCGGAUUCAUCGGGAAAGACAAAAACAGGACGGAGAAGGUCGGGAAAUGCAGAGUGAGGACAGUGGACCUGGUUCAGUGAUCAUGUGCACAC